Messenger RNA from Wasmannia auropunctata (little fire ant), 859 nucleotides. RefSeq names its product nucleoside diphosphate kinase (gene awd). The coding region runs from base 52 to 564 and encodes 170 amino acids. Gene Ontology annotation, molecular function: nucleoside diphosphate kinase activity. Gene Ontology annotation, biological process: CTP biosynthetic process; GTP biosynthetic process; UTP biosynthetic process. The transcript is spliced from 3 exons. NCBI's taxonomy places the organism in Eukaryota, Metazoa, Arthropoda, Insecta, Hymenoptera, Formicidae. The record is from RefSeq and is a predicted model, not a curated record.
CCCUCUACUGGCAGUACUGGCCCUCACUUUUUUGCGGCUUGUCGGCACCGCAUGGUCUUGUGUUCCAUUUCGAUUCUGCUACAGAUUAUCUGUAAAUUAAUUAUGGCUGAGAUCAAAGAACGUACCUUUAUCAUGGUUAAACCAGACGGCGUGCAACGUGGUCUGGUCGGCAAGAUUAUUCAACGAUUUGAAGAGAAGGGUUUCAAACUAGUGGCUUUGAAGAUGUUAUGGCCUUCUGAAGAUCUCUUAAAGAAACAUUAUGCCGAUUUGGCAUCGAGACCCUUCUUCCCAGGUUUGGUCAAAUAUAUGAGCUCAGGACCAGUUGUACCAAUGGUUUGGGAAGGCUUGAAUGUUGUAAAAACUGGUCGUGUAAUGUUGGGCGAAACAAAUCCUAAGGAUUCUGCACCAGGCACAAUUCGUGGCGAUCUUUGCAUACAAGUAGGACGCAAUAUUAUCCACGGCUCUGAUUCUGUUGAGUCAGCCAAAAAAGAGAUUAGCCUUUGGUUUGGCGAGAAGGAAGUGAUCGACUGGACGCAUGCAUCUGAGAAAUGGAUCUAUGAAUAAGAAUCUAUGAUGAGAACUGAUUUUCUCAGAGGUUUCACUACCGUUUCUCUGCAAGCAUUUUCUUAGAGGGUCUUCUCAAGUUUACUGUUAACAUGCAAACAAAUCGUUUAAACAAAGCUGAGAUUGAAGAAAAAACAUUUUCUGACAUUUGUAUGGAAUAAAUAAAAUGUAUAAUUCAUCGAAAAUUUUGAAAUAUUAAAUUGUGGCUAUAAGAUAGCAAGAGAUGAGUUAUUGAAUAACUCAUGGAAAUCCAUAUAUAAUUUACUGAAAUACAAAAGAUAUUUUAAUAAAAUUA